GCGUGUUUGUUUUUAAAUACAUUUCGACGAUACUGAACGCUAUGUUUUAUUCAUAAUUUUUGUCUUCGGUAAUCUCGAAGAGUGUCAAUAGUUUUUACUGUUAAUUAGUGAUUGUUUUCGUUUGUUACAUUGCUACUAUCAUGAAUAAAAACAAAGACAAAUUGAACAGCUCGAACACGCUGCUACAUUAUUUCGCCAAAUCACCGGGAACUCCAAAACUUGCAAAACUUUUGCCCUCAUCGAGCCCGGCUAGAACGCCGGUCGGUGUGGGAAACAGCAAUAAAACUCCGAAACCAGAAAAACCAACGUCGUCUUCCGCAUCAGCGAAGGCCAAAAAGGAGCCAGUUAGUGACGAUGAAGAAAUUCAACCAAUGAAACGGCGCCGGAUUGUAAUGAACGACACUUCGGACGAUUCGGAUAGCGAAAAUCAAGCUAAGAACGAAAGAACUCCUCCCAAGGUUGUGGAUCUAGCUUCUUUCAAAUGGGUCGAGAAGGAGGAGGCUGCUUCGCCGGCGCAGAAAAAAAUUAAGCUUGAGACGGAAAGUUUGGAGGAAAAGAAUGAUAACCUGGCGGAGAAAGAGGAAACCAGUGCACCGGCUUUAGAUGAACCGACAAUUUGGACUCACCAAAAACUGGAUUUUCUGAAGCCUGAGAAAAUUAAGGACAUUCAUGGAAACAAAUUGGGAAGCGAAAAAUACGAUCCGAGAACUUUGUACGUACCGGAAUCAUACCUGAAUACGUUGACACCAGGAAUGCGACAAUGGUGGGAGCUCAAAUCUCGCCACAUGGAUUGUAUACUGUUCUUCAAGGUGGGUAAGUUUUACGAGCUGUACCACAUGGACGCGAUGAUCGGAGCUACCGAGCUGGGAUUUUCCUACAUGAAAGGUGAUUUUGCCCAUUCCGGUUUUCCGGAAACCGGGUACGACCGAAUGGCCACUUCGUUAAUCGAAAAGGGCUACAUGGUGGCGCGGGUCGAACAAACCGAAACGCCGGAGAUGAUGCAGGAACGAUGCAAGCGUACCAAAUCCAACAGCAAAUACGACAAAGUGGUAAAACGGGAGAUUUGUCAGGUGACGCUCAAGGGAACGGAGGUGUUUGGUCAACAGGUACAGAUGACGGUACAUCAUCAACCGAAAUACAUGCUGGCUAUAACGGAGCGUGCCAAAACUGGUGUAGGUAGCCGGUUCGGUGUUUGUUUUAUAGACACUUCAUUGGGUCAGUUUCAUCUGGGGGAAUUCGAGGAUGAUAUUCAAGCAUCGCGGCUGCUAACUCUUCUGUCCCAUUAUGGACCGGCUUUAGUACUGCACGAGCGCUGCGCAUCGUCACCAGGAACUCAGCAAAUUUUUAAAACCGUUCUCGCAGCUAUUCGAAAGGAACCUCUUACCAGUGGCUCUCAGUUUUGGCCAGCGGAAAAAACUCUCAAGUACUUGGCGGAGAACUACUACGGAAACUUCAGCGAUGAAAAGUGGCCAUCGAUUUUUCGAUCGUUGGUCGACAAAAAUGAUCAUCUCGGUCUUACGCCGGACGAUAACUUUCAGCUGGCACUGAAAGCCCUCGGAGGCUGUAUUUGGUACUUGAAGCGAUGUCUGUUGGAUCAACAGAUUAUUUCGUUGGCAAGCUUUGAACUGUACUUUCCACCAGAUAAUGUCGAAAUGCGAAAGGAUUUGAAAAUUGCUAACGUGCACCGAUUUAUGGUUUUGGAUUCGGUCACACUGAACAAUCUACGAAUUUCGGAAGGGGAACAAUCGUUGGUCGACCGAUUGGACCAUUGCUGUACUAAGUUUGGUAAGCGAUUGCUUCAUCACUGGGUAUGUUCACCAAGCUGCGAGCUGGAGGUAAUUGUCCAACGGCAGGACGCGAUAACGGAACUGCUGGAGGAUGUUAGUCUGCUUCAAGAUGUGCGGCAAAUCCUCGGCCAGUUACCAGAUUUAGAACGAAUGCUGGCACAAAUCCAUACCUUCGGGAACGCCGAACGACUCAAGGAUCACCCUGACGGAAGGGCAAUUCUGUACGAGGAGAACGCCUACGGUAAAAAGAAGAUACAUGAUUUUAUCAAUACGCUGAAAGGGUUCAAAUCGUUAACCAGCCUGUCGGAUCUGUUCUCCAAAGUAUCGUCCAAACUUCUGAUCAGGUUGACUCAAACCGAAAAACAAGGCGGAGCAUUUCCCGAUAUGAAGCAGAAAAUUCGCUUUUUCGAAGAAGCUUUCGAUCAUGAUGAAGCUCUGAAAGAAGGAUUGAUUGCUCCAGGUAAGGGUCUGGAUGCCGAGUACGAUGCCAUCGAACAAGAAAUUAAGGACAUCCAGGAAGAGCUGGAGGAGUACAAGCACGAUCAGGAAAAGUAUUUUGGCUGUAAAGUAAAUUACUUCGGAACGGAUAAGAAACGUUUUCAGCUGGAAAUCCCGGAAGAAUCUGCGAAGAAGGCCAACAGCGGAUAUACUUUGGAAGGACAGAAGAAGGGUAAAAAUGGAACGAAACGGUACCACACAGAAGAAACGCGAGAUUUUCUGAAACGAAUGAUGCAAGCUGAAGACAAGCGUAAAUUGGUUUUGAAGGAUUUAGCUCGGAGAAUUUUUGAGAAGUUUUCCAAACGUUACGAUAUGUGGAAAACUUGUAUCGAAUUAACUGCGACGCUGGAUGUGCUGACAGCCCUAACAGAAUAUGCCCGCAGUGAGGGCAAUACGUGUGUACCGGAGAUUCUCAGUGACGAACACGGUCAAAUUCUGGAAAUUGAAGAUGGAAUUCACCCCUGUGCCAGUGACUUGGAAAACUACAUUCCAAACGGUGUCAGUCUUGGCGCAAAUGGAGCACGCCUGGUUCUUUUGACCGGUCCCAACAUGGGUGGUAAAAGCACGCUCAUGAGACAGGUUGGCAUUCUGGCGGUAAUGGCCCAAAUCGGAUCCAGGAUUCCAGCGACAAGCUGCCGCAUGACACUAAUCGAUCGAAUCUUUACCCGUUUGGGAGCGAAUGACGACAUCAUGGCAGGACAUAGUACUUUCCUGGUGGAACUGAACGAAACAUCGACCAUUUUGAAACACGCUACCGAGAAGAGUUUAGUUCUGUUGGAUGAACUUGGCCGAGGAACUGCCACCUAUGAUGGCACAUCGAUCGCAGGAGCUGUCGUUAAUUUUCUAGCGGAUCUGAAAUGUCGGUCCAUGUUUUCCACUCACUAUCACAACCUGGUAGACAAUUUUAAUGAAGACAAACGAAUCAGUUUGGGUCACAUGGCUUGUAUGGUAGAAAACGAAGACGAUGAAGAUCCCACCCAGGAAACGGUCACAUUCCUUUACAAAUACGCGGACGGAGCUUGCCCCAAAUCGUACGGUUUCAACGCAGCCAAAUUAGCCGACAUGCCAGCUUGCAUUAUCAAACGAGCUCAUGAGCUCUCCAAAACGGUCGAAGCGGAAGCAUUGAAAAGAAAAAUUUUCACCAAAUCGCUCCAGCAAGCCGAUCCCGGGGAGGUGAAGGAAAUGUUACGGAAGCUCAAAGCGUGCCGCUUCUAGUGUCUGCCUGAGUAGACGAUAAAUUUCAUAAAAAUCUUUUGGUGUUGCUCUUACUAGCGAUCUGUAUACGGUAUUACUCUCUUUCUGCGGCCAAAUAAUAAACCUAGUAUUGACGUUCAUGUUGUCAAUGUAUUGGA
Messenger RNA from Topomyia yanbarensis, 3637 nucleotides. RefSeq names its product probable DNA mismatch repair protein Msh6. Gene Ontology annotation, biological process: mismatch repair. NCBI's taxonomy places the organism in Eukaryota, Metazoa, Arthropoda, Insecta, Diptera, Culicidae. The record is from RefSeq and is a predicted model, not a curated record. The transcript is spliced from 4 exons. Gene Ontology annotation, molecular function: mismatched DNA binding; ATP binding; ATP-dependent DNA damage sensor activity. The coding region runs from base 141 to 3500 and encodes 1119 amino acids. Gene Ontology annotation, cellular component: MutSalpha complex; nucleus.